This is a messenger RNA of Maniola jurtina (meadow brown), 674 nucleotides long. RefSeq lists its product as uncharacterized. The record is from RefSeq and is a predicted model, not a curated record. NCBI's taxonomy places the organism in Eukaryota, Metazoa, Arthropoda, Insecta, Lepidoptera, Nymphalidae. Bases 323 to 652 code for a protein of 109 amino acids. The transcript is spliced from 2 exons.
CAGUGUGACAGUGACAAUAAAGAUGCAUUGUUAUUAUUAGAUUAUUUCUUCUUUUAUUAGAUUAUUUUAGUUCUUCCUCUUCAACUCGCCCGAGGCAUACCCAUUACCCAAAUGUUACCCAAGGAUAUUUUUCUUCGCCCCACUUCAUUCAUAAUAUGAGUUAGGAUGUAUAUUUUUGGAAAUAAAUUCAAAAAACAUGGGAGCCAUAAUUGAGGGGCUUAUUUUCAAACAAUUUUAAGUAAGAAAACAUGUUGUGAACCACAAAUUUCGGAGUUGUUUGAACCAAUAAACAAUAUCUUGAAGUCCAAUAAAAACCAUCAUAAUGGAUUACUUCUUCAAAAAUCUCAAGCAAAAAUUAUCUUUCGAAAAUGCUCAAGAAUGUCUAACGGAUGAUCAUGAUUUUGACGUGGCUAUUUCCGGAGAAGAAAAGGAAAAUGUACGUGAAGACGUUUUUACGAAUGUUUCUACAGAACAGGAAGAUAAACCUCAUGAAGGAGUCUUGUAUAAGCCAAAUGAGCCGAUUACAUUUUCAAGUCAGUCCGGGAAGAGCAAUCCAACACUGGAUACUGCCUCAAGCCAAAAGACAGAAGAGCCUAAAGCGCCCGAAAAGAAAAAAUCAAAUCCCGCUAUAGACAUAUCUGUACUGUUUUAAUAAAACUAUAAAUUCCAACCAA